Messenger RNA from Cavia porcellus (domestic guinea pig), 9703 nucleotides. It is a transcript of the gene Smagp, whose product is annotated as small cell adhesion glycoprotein. The transcript has 5 exons. NCBI's taxonomy places the organism in Eukaryota, Metazoa, Chordata, Mammalia, Rodentia, Caviidae. The record is from RefSeq and is a predicted model, not a curated record. Bases 183 to 479 code for a protein of 98 amino acids.
GCGCGGAGCUGCGUGGGCCCUGCCCCGUCGCACGGCGGACUAGAAAGGUGAGCGCGGAGGAGGGGACCUGGGCAGGGCGGACCGGGCGCCCACACGCAGCAGCAGCAGCAGCAACAGCAGCAGCAGCAGCAGCCACUUGGCGGGAUCUGCCCCUCUAACAAGGGUCUCCAGCCCUGGCCGCCAUGGCCGGCCUUCCGACCACGCCUUCUCCUGGAGAAGAGCUGAUGACUCCUCCACUUCUGCAGGCCACUGAGACCCUGUCCCCAGAAGCUGAAGAAGCCAGCACAGCACUCAUUGCAGUUGUUAUCACCAUAGUCUUCCUCACCCUGCUCUCGGUCGUGAUCUUGAUCUUCUUUUACCUGUACAAGAACAAAGGCAGCUACGUCACCUAUGAACCUACAGAAAGCGAGCCCAGCGCCAUCCUCCAGAUGGAGAGUGACUCGGCCAAGGACAGAGAGAAGGAGGAGUAUUUCAUCUAGUAAUUACCAGGCCUGUUGGAACUAAGUCCUGGCUCCAAUGCUAAUACAGUGACUGUUUAAUUUAUUAGCUCAAAGUUUUAUCUGAAUCCAGUGAGUGACACUGAUUGAAGCAGAAAAAUCCAAGCUCCUUCCAAGACACAGGCCCAAAUGCCAGCAUCACUGACUCCAGGGGCCAGAAGCUGCUUAUGAUGUGGGUAGGCCUUUGGAAAAGAACUAGUGUCUGUGACUAGCCAACAAGUGGGGCUGUACCAGGGAACACUUGAGUAUGUGCCUUCAUAGGAAAAGAAUGAGGGUCACUGGCUACUGCUCUACUCUGUCCCCUUUGUGGUCGUCUAGUUGUAGGGCCAGAAUAAAACAUCUAUAUAAGUUCAUCCCAGAGACUAAAUAGCACAGUAAAAGGCCAGGCCCCAAGGGAUAGGAGACUCUGGAUUCUUACCUCCUGAUCAAUGUGCUAUAUCCCUUAAUCUGAGCCCUUCCUUCCCAACAACCUCAUACUUGUGCUAGUAACACAAAUUAAACUUUUUCACUGAUACAUAAGUUAGACUUUUAGGUACAAGAAGUAACUACCUUUAUACUUUGACUUGCUUAGAUUUUGACAUUUGUUAACUCCUUUGCGCCUGUUUUCUCCCAAGCAGCAAGAACCGUAGGGAAGCUCCAUGAGUUCCCAGCACUGUCUCAGCAGUUUGAGAUGAAGAUGGGUCAGGAAGCUGGCCCCAGAACAGCCUCAUUAGAAGCAUCCUGGGAGAUAAACUGGUUUAGCCUCAGUCCAGGUGGGGGCCAAAAUUUCCCAGAUUCCAUAUGUACACUCAGAGGAAACCAGGAAAAAUCUGCCUUCUCCUACCAGUAUCCUUGAAAUCGGUCCAAGAAAUACGUAGGAUUUAACUUAGCCUCAAAGUAAGGUAUGUUUAAAAGGUCCAGUACUUAAAACAUAAACUGUUGGCUCCUCAGAUAUCAUUUACUUUUGAAUUAAGCUAUCUUCAAGACCUUACUGUAUUGUCUUCAUUGUCCCAGCUCUAGCGCACACAAGGUAAAACCCAGGAGUUGGGAAUUCUAGGAGUUUUCAGUAUUUCUCCCCACACAGAAUUUUGCAAAGUCUCUCCAGAUGCAUACAGGCUGCUAUACUAUUUCUCAAUCCAAACUCUAGAGCUAGGGAAGGGAGCCAAUUGUUCCCUUCUUAUUUUAAAUUCUGAGUUCCAGAAUCUAAGUUUAGGCAGUAAAGUGAAAAAAAGUGUUGCAUCUAAAGUGGCACUCAUGAAAAUAGUCAAAUCUUGGUCUUGUAUUCCUGCCAUUUCAAAGCUUUCAUUAAAACAGAAGAGCAGUAACACCUAGCAGAGUUCUAGGUUGAAUAUAUACAAAAAUAGCAAAGAAAUCUAAAAACAAGCUAAGUAAAGAAUCCUUGGAGUGAGGUGUAAUGCAACUUCAUCACUUUAUUCAAAUCUUCAAAAUAGUCUUUAUUCUACAUUUUUAGUAUAAAAAAUCCACAAGUUAAGUGCACCACAGUGUAGAGAGAGACAUACAACGCUGAACUUCCAUAACAGUCAAUGGUACAGUCAAACAUCACAUGUACAGAACACAAAAUUUAGAUGAACUGAAGUUAUAAGAUAAAAUAAAAUCCAAUUUCAGAAAACACAAAUCAAAAUAUUAAGGAUCCCUGAAAUAUUCUUAACCCUAAUGAGAUCCUACUGGACUCAAGUCAUCUUAUUAGUGAAGCAUUCACCAUAUGACCCUAAUCACCCAGCUUCGGAAUUCUUGGGAGCCAUGAGUGGUUACAUCAGACAUGCUGUCAAAAAAAUGAUAACCAGUUUUUGAUCUGAAAACUCCUCUUAAUUUGGUUCUGAAGUCAAGCUUUUGAAAUGCAUCCUCCUCCUUGCCCCUCAUUUUAAACACACUUUUAUUGGACAUUUUGCACUGGUACUGUUCUGUUAAAACAAAGCUCAGUUUUUCUGGCACCGAAGCAAAUAUGGGUUAGGUUUGUAUAUGCAGAAACAACCUAUAAAGAGGGUCCAAAAGCACCCUCUACAUUUGCCUGAGGAUAUAGAAAAGCAGGCAUAAUGGGGCCUGUGGUUGGGACACAUGGAGGUUUCAGAGGAUCCUUAUGAAAGACAAGUUAAAAGAUGGCAAGUGGGUAGAAGUGCAAGGAGAGAAGGAAAUGACUGACUGGCUUUCUGUCCUGCACCACUGAUUCAAUGGAGACUGGCAGGAGGGAAUGGAAGACUAAGGUUGGAGACAGCACGUGGGGCAAAAGAUGGAAAGGAAAAGGCAGACAGCUAAUGCAUUUAACAAGUAAUAUAAAUCAAAGAUUGAAAGAUUAAAGACCAAUCAGAAUAAUUUGGCAACUUUAAUUCUUAGGAAGAUCAAAGUUCCCUCCAAACCUAAUUUGAUGUUUUAUUACUAAAAGCAAAGACCAGUAUGGUACAGUAUUACUCCAGAGGAAUUAAAGGAAGAUCCUUAGGGCUGCUUCACCCACAUUCAUUUUAUGAAUGGAUACCCUCCCCUACCUCAAAAUGCUUUAGGGAGGUACUGCUACCAUUACAUGGUUCCUUAUUAAAUUUGAAAAGUGCCUGAAGUUUGGGCACCAGAAAGACACCCCAACAACAUGUGUCUAAACUGCAAUUUCAGGUUAAUAUGACUAAAGCAGUUACAUUGUGAGAAGUGCUGAAGGUAUGUGAUGUCUUUCCUGGCACAGAGGCGGCGCUGGUUCUUCACCAGAUGGUGUAGCCACCAUCUGAGCCACCCAUGAAGAAGUUUCCCUUCCGCUGAGUUACGAGGACAUUGGCUCCCUGCAUGACUGCAAGCUGAGCAGCAUUGGGAGGGCAUCCAGGAGGCGGAGGCUGAAAGGAAGGACAAGGUAGAAUGGGCACAGGGCAGCUGACCAAGGGAAGGGAAUACAGGUAAAGCAGAUGCUAUUAGAAAGAUGGCAAAGCAUGACCAACAGCAUUUUAAGGAGCUGGUUCUGCCACCAAUUUGGGUUUUAAAGCAAGUAUAUUUGCUCUGUGAACACAAGGCACAAAAAAGAAAGGGAGCCUAUCACUCAUUCAAAAGGUUCUAGCUCCAAGAUAAAGCCUAUGCGUGGAAUCAAAACACAUUUUCAGAACAGAAAAAACUCCCACUCACACUCCCUAAACAGGAACAAUGUGUCAGGUCUGUGGCCAAAUCCCAGAGGAUUCCUAGAUAAUCUGGUGUUUUAUUUUGGGAGAGCAGCUUUACAUGUUAAACACACACUGCCACCAAGCCCUCUGGAUACUCUUUUUUUUAAAUGGGUGGGUACCGGAGAUCGAACUCACAACAGCCUGCUUGCAAGGCAGGUGCUUAUGCCGCUGAGCUAAAUCCCCAGCCCCACUCUGGAUCCUCUUAAUACAGAACAUCGAAUUACCUAAAGCUCACAAACUUCUCUAAUGUAUAGUUCUGAGUAGAUGGCCUUAGCAAAGACUGUGUGAACUCUUCUGUCCCAUGCACUGGGGAACUAAGCACAAGGCAACAAUAACCAAAAAGCUAAGUACUAGGGACUAUGGUUCUAUGUUUUUAAUCAUCUGGUAUCCAAAUACAAUACCACGCUGAUGAAAUAUUAAGUAAAUGCUUACAGAAUGAAUAGGGAACAUUACUAGACCAGUUGUUCACUGUAUCAAAAUGAACUGGAAAAACAGCAAGCACAACUGACAAAGCAAUCUGGUUGACUUGGACCCCAGGGAAUGUGCUAGUGCUAUACAAUGCCAUAGUUCUCCUGUCCCCUCAGCCACUUUCUGUUUAUUAGAUGGCAGCUGUUGUACCAAAAUUGACAACUGUUUUCCAGGGAUGGUGGGAGAAUGAAUAUAAAAUCAUUUCAGAAAGUGAAAACACACAAGGGCCGAGUUUCUUGAGGGCAUACUCACAGGAAUGUUGCCAGCAGUAGCCCCAGCUCCAAAUCUGGCACCUGCAUCAUAUCCUCCUUCCACCAGCACUGUUGAACCAGGAGGAUAGAUGGGACCAACUGGAUAAUAAGCCAUGGGAAUUGUGGAACCUAAUGGCCCAACAGCCACAGACUGGGCCAUAGGAAGAUACAGAGAGGCGCCAGGAAAUGCAGCUGACAUGGUAGGGACUGUGGCAGCCCCUGGGUGCACAAAGCUUGGACGAUAGAGCUAAAAAGGUGAAAAAGAAGGCAAGAGUUAUUUUGUUUCCUACUUGAAAUCUCUUCAAUGAGUCAGUCUUUUCUUUGUGCUGCUGAGAAUUGAAACUAGGACAUCACAGAUGCUACAUAAGCACUCAAUCACUGAACUACAUCCUUUAAACAUAUUUUUAAAAAUUACUUUGAGAUAAGAGUCUCACCAAGUUUCCCAGACCUAUCUUGAACUUGUGACCUCCUGCCUCACCCUCCCAUGGCUGGGAUAACAGGUGUAUACCACCACACCCAGGCUAAGUCAAUUCCUAAUUCUCCUAGUAGAUUAUACUUUGUGCAUUAUUCAAGUGUCUUUCCACUGGCAUUCAGUAUUCUCCUAGUUCAUUUCCUGCUAGACCUAAUGUCAGACUCCAGACAAACUCAUCUUAACCUCAGCCUGUGCCAAAAAACAGAGAAUGCAUUCUUGAGUCCAACAAAUUUCUGCAUUACAUGUUUUACAUUAUUCCUCUGAUCAUUUUCUGUUUAAGAAGUCAGAGUUAGCUAAAGAUGUAAAAUGUGGUCCAAGAGUAUUCUUAACUAGUUCAACUUUGCCAAACAGGCAGCACCUCUGAAUAGGCAGGCGGCGCAUCAGUAUAGGGUGGAGCCUGAGGAAGAUGCAAGGUCUGAGGAUAGACUGGAUUCCCAGGAGGCUGCACAGGGUAGGUUGGCUGCGUUGGAUAUUGACCUAGAAGACAAAAAAUUCAGGUUGCCCACCACUAUAGACACCAAAAUGGGCAAAAUAUCUGGGUAGCUAACUUGGUGGGAGUGAGGAGAUUUGCAAACAGCCCUGCAUGGCAGUUUUUUGGUACCAAGAAAAUAACCAUUGUUCUUCUACCCUUAUAAUGGAAGGUGCUGGGUUCUGAUUGGGCAAGAAAGGCGCUGUUUCCACUGUGGUAUACUGUAAGGGGACGUCUAGCUGGGCCAAAUUCUGACAUGUAAGACGGCUCCUUUGCUGUUGUAUCUAGGAUGCCUCCGUUCCAGGUAGUCUCCACUGGCCAAGGUGUCACCAACCCUGACUGUGAGUAACGAUGGUUCUAAUUAUUUACCUCGCGGUUUCUUAUUCAAGGUCGACUUCCCAAUAGUGGGAGAAUGGGGAGUAAACCAGCCCAGGGAAAGGGCGAGACAAUCCUACUUUGGCACAAUCACAAGAACGGGAGGAAGUUCGAGCUCCGCCCGCGAAAGGCUAGAAGCGUGAAGGGCACAGGGAAAAGACCUUGCAGGCCCCGGACGGUCCACCGACGCAGCCAGCAGCACACUAGUUAAACUCCGGCCCGGCCCGCAGUACCCGAGCGCGGCGCCCCGCCUCUGCCGGCUCUCCAUUGGCCCACCCAAAUCCCUGCUCUAGUCCUCCAUUUGCUCCCGCAGAUGUCCAUCAUGACAAGGCCCCCCCACACACCCCCAACUCCGCAGCGCCAAACUGCGCCACAGAGUUUAAGAGGGAAAGGGCCGGGAGGCAGCAAGCAGCCGUAGUUACAAGAGGCCGAGGACGCCAAGUGCACCCCCACACCCCGGCUGGCCGAGGGGUGCGGCGCAGCCCCUGCCAAGCCUGGCGCGGGGUUAACCUGGGUUCCGAACCCGCGCGCCCAAGGCCAACACUACUUCCCCGAUGGCCUCUGCCGCUCCCCGUCCUUGCCUUUGCUGUUCAUGGUGUCUGCGGGUCCUGUUCGACUCGGCGUCGCGGACGGUUAUUUUUUCCGUCCUCUUCCUGUUCGGAGUCACUUCCGUGUCACGUGACGGUGCUCCUCGCCUGGCGUCAUCGGACGCCCGAGUGCUGCUGCCACCGGAAACCCCGCCCCCCGUUUGGCUUCCUGUCGCUGCGAAGAGGGCCCGCGUGUUCCUGCCAAUUGCGCUGGCCACGCCCCUUAUUCUUGUUCUCCGCCCUCCGCUCUGCCCCUCUACUGGGGGAAACCGAAAGUGGUGGUGCCGGAACGGGCUGUCUUUUGACAGGUUUUCUCUAUUGGGCUUUUGGAGCCAGAAGGAUGAAAUGAUACCCUAAAACCUUUUCUCACCAACACUCGACAGUCAUUAACCCUGGAUCAGCUCACUUUGGGAAUCUUUCUCGAGGGACACAGAUUUUUGGAAAUUUUCCAAACUACUGAAAAUAUACUGUCCAAAUCUUGGUACCUCUCGCUCUUCACAUGCCCAAGUUCAAUUUAAGCUUCGGCUCCGUAAAGAUUUAUUCUGCCAGUCCAGUUUCUGUCUUUUCCCGAAAAAGACUUUGACCUUUACUGCCUGUGUGUCCCAGUGACAGGCUAUCACGUAAGGAGUAGAUUGUGUUUUGCUGUGCCAUCCAAAACAGCUGGCACCAAAGCUGACAUAGUUCUAGAGUACGUGUGACCCUGCCCUUCUUUUAGCCCCUGUUACAUAUGACCUGAAUGUGUGCCUGUGGACACAUCUUUUCUCUUUUCAUCGCCUCAUCCUUAUGAUGAAAGAUGACAUCCUUUACAGUAGCAAUGAAGUUUUUUCCCUUUCUUCAUUCAAAAAUACCUGCUGAAGCCAGGUAGUGCACACCUAUAAUCCCAGCUACUUAGAAGGCUGAGGCAAAAAAGAUUUUAGAUUUAAACCUGGGCAACACAGCAAGACUCUGUAUCAAGGUAAAAAAUGAAAAGGGCUGGGACUGUGGCUCGGUAGUAAAGAACUUGGUCCAAACAGCACAAUUGCUAAGCACCCGCUACCUAUAAAUAUGGAGACAGAGUUAAGCAAAGAAAAACUAGCUAAGAGUGGUACCCCACACUUAUAAUCCCAGCAGGGUGAUCCCUAAAAAUUUGAGAUCAUUUUGGUCUACAUAGUGAGGUCAAGGCCAGCCUGACCAUAGCAAAAUCCUGUCUCAAAAAACAAAACAAGCCCAACAGUGUAUGCCUGUGGAGUUUACACUGUCCAUUGCAGUAAAAGUAAAUACAAAAGCAUUUUAAGAAUGAAGCACUCUAGCAAGGGUUGAUGGCACACACCUAUAAUCCCAGCACUGAGGGAGGCUGAGGCAGGAGGAUUGCAAAUUCCAGGCCAGCUUUUCAAGAUCCUGUCUCAAAAAAUAAAAAGGCAUUCAGUAAAUAAAAUAAAAAAUAAAUAAAUAAAAAGGAGUUCAGUGGGAGAACUCCCCCAGGUUCAUCCACAGUAAGGGGCUAGCGGGAGCUUUGGAGAGAAAAGCUCCCAGUAAACAUUAGAAUCUUGAUAAAUAUUUGCUGAUUGAUUUAUUAAACCACAGAAAAAGAUCCAUACUUGCUUCAGCUUGUCAUUCCCUUCUGUCUCCAGUGCUCUAUCUCAGUUUGCAGAGCACCCUAAAAUGCAGAAUCCUAUCUAGUCUUCAGAGUAGUGUGGUGUUGAAAGCAGGGCUUGUUCAGGCAUUCCUCCUGUUUUUCAAAUUAAGAGCAUUGUUCAGAAGAGAUUUUCUUCAAGUCACACAGUUAAACAGAUUACAGAAUUGGGUUUUAUGUUCUGGCACCCACUUCCCAGGUCAGUGCUUUUAUUUUGUUCUGUUGCUAUUGGUUUGUUGUUGUUUUUGUUGUUUUUGUACUAGGGAUCAAACUCAAGACCUCACUCUUGCCAGGCAGGCACUUAUGCUGUUGGGCUAAAUCCCUAGCCCCUGUUUUUUUCUUAUUAAUGCACAUUGCCUCACAUAAGUAAAAUGUCUGAUUUCCAAGUCUGUGUUGGGAGGUUUUUAAAGUUGUUUUGCUUUUUUUCAAUAUAUUCAAAUUAUUAAUUUUUUUUUCCUGUAAGGGGAUAGAGACUACAGUCUUCUGCUAAGGCACACUCCUGCCUCCUUUUCGCUUUGAGACACAGGGUCUCACUAAAUUGUUUAAACUGGUGAUCAAUUUUGGGAUCCUUCCACCUCACCCACCUAAGAUGCUGGGAUUGCAGGUGGGUACCACUAACACCCAGCCACAUUAUUAGUUUAACUCGAACAAACAUUGUUAGUAUAAAGCCUAUGACAUUGACUUUCUUCUCUUUUUCUGACGCUAAUAUUCUUGAGGCAAACGAAACACUUGCUGUGCCAAAGCUUACCUUCCAAGGGGAAAGACUUGAGUUCUGAGAAGAGUGUUUGAGCGCUACUGCCAGUGCUGAAGCUGCUGGAUGGAUCUCCUUGUACUUCUGGCCAGGACACUGCAGCUCUGAUACUGUCUCCUCUUGAGGACCUUCAAACUGUUUCUCUCCAGCCUCCUCCCAUGUGGGAGCUUCAUGCCAGCGGAGUACCCAAGAUGACAGAUAACCCAUAGAACAAAAUCAUCAUGAACUUUGGCUGAAUUAUUCCUUCUUGAUUGAGGAGAAAACGGUGGGGAAAAUGUUCACUUUUUGAUGUUUCCUGGAUAAAAUUUCUUGAGAUAGCAGCUUGCUUAACACAGGGAUGUUGAGACCUGUUCUUCCAGGCUGUACAGAGUAUCCAAAAUAUCUGUGCAAGUGGAGAGCCCAGACAUCCCGCGCUCUCUGCGUCAGACCAGCUUUGUAAUGGACACUGAUUAACAGGACCUCUGUCUUUCAGUAAGUGUAACCUAUAACCUUUCAAUCUAAAAAGCUUCAUGCUGCUCAAAAACAAACAAAACAAAACAAAACAAAAAAACAAAAAGAAAAACUUUGGGUGUGGUAGCAUACACCUGUAAUUCCAGCACUCUGGGUGGCUAAGGGAAUUUAGUGAUACCCUGUCUUGAAAUAACAACAACAACAACAAUAAUAAUAGUGAAAAGGGCUGGGGAUGUAAUUCAGCAUGAAGGUCCUGGCUUCAAUCCCUAGUACUGAAAAAAAAAAUUGAGUUACUUCUCCGAGCUUCGACAUGCACAGGGUGUAACCACCAGCACCCCUCCUCUCCUGAGCGCAGAUGAACUGGCAGAGUAUGCCGAUGCUGGGACCCCAGAAGGUUUGGGCUGGGUUUCAUUUCCACAAGGAGAGAAGGAGCUGGUUGGGAAGAAGCCCAGAAUGGCCUGGGAUGGAACAGUGCAGAGGUCUCCUUGUCUAUUGUUCCAUUUGAUUCCUCUCCCAACUGUUCCUUGUCCCCUUGAACACGGCCUUUGUGCACUUGAGCACAGGAGAAGGUGACUGGAGGUGAUGCCAGGCUCCUCUGUCUCCUAGGAGCCAGCUUGGAAUAAAACCUUUUUCCCUUUUA